CUGCACGCGGUGGCGUCGUCGGUUUGUGCGAUAUAGCGACAACACCAACGCCGCCGCCGCCGCCGCCGCCUCGCGCUCGGUCUGCACGCAAUCGAUUGCGCGUCGCGUUACCACGUCGCGCGCGCACACGCACACGUCGCGCGUAUAUAAUAUACCGUAUACUCCGUGUACGACGACGACGAGGAGUAUAAUGUACGGUGCACGUAAUGACGCGAACGCGCGCGCGCGCGCCGGCCCCGGACGGGCGGGGAAGACGGCCGAGCCGCGUUUCGCGCGCCGCGCACGUUUCACAGAACUCUGCCUCGUCGUGCGUGUGCGCGUGUGUACGACAUGCACACACGCACACGUAUACGUUUGCGCGUUAUACGCGCGACGCCUAGGCAGCGAUUCCCUCGACCACCGCCGCCGCCGUCGCGCGUACCGCAUUAUACCACGCGCGCGGCGCACACAACGACUACGACUACGACGACGGCGGCGGCGGCGGUGGCGUCGGCGACGGCGGAAAAUAUAUUAUUAUUGUAUUAUUUUAUAAUCGCAGUUGCAGUCCGAGCGUCGCGUCAAAAACCGCGCACGUCGUCGCACAAUCCCGCGCAUUCGCGUACACGCGUGUAAUUUUUUUUUUUUUUCUAACACGAUAUCAUUAUAAAAAUAGUAUAACGUCGCGUAAUAUUUUGACAUCGCUCACUGCCGCCGCUGCUGCUGCUGCGGCAUCGUUAAAGUGACGAGUUAUAAUCGUUGUUUAUUAUAAUAAUAAUUAUUAUUCUUAAACGUUUCCGCGACAUUAAAAAUAACGACGCGCGCCCGUAUACUCGUCGUCGUCGACGUAAUAUUGUAAUAAUAAUAUUCAACACCUGUAAAACAUUUAUAGUAUAAUAUACACAAUAAUAUUAUGAUAUUAUCAUAAUAAUAUUAUUAUUGUGUUGUACGCGCGUGACGCCGUUGUGCGCGGCCAAAGCAGUCGCACGUCGUCCGAUCUGCGGCCCCCGACAUGAAAAAGGCGGCGAGCAAAGUGCGCGACGAAAAACUGUUGGCCGCGGUGCGCGAUCGACCGGUGCUCUAUGAUCAGUCAAUGCACGUGUUCAAGGACUACGGCGCCAAGAACGCCGCGUGGAGAGAAGUGGCCACCGCCGUGGUCGGUUCUCAGGACAAACAGGCCGUCGAACGGUUGAAAGUCCGUUGGAAAACUCUACGGGACGGUUUCGUCAGGCAUUUGAAGAAGAAAAAGACGAUGGAGAUGUACACUGCGGCGGCAGCCAUGCGCCCGUACAAGCUAGAAAAACAAAUUGCGUUCCUGUUGCCACACGUAUCCUUCCGCGACGAAGACGAUAACGGCGGUAGCAACGACGACGAGGACACUUCUUCACUACUGAUGGCCACCGACAUCAAGACCAACGAAUGCGAAUCAUCGACGUACGAUCAACAGGCAGUCGCCGAAAUGCUCUAUGAACAGUCCAACAUAGACAAAACGUGCAGCGAACACGAAGCCUUGGACCGGUCCAUACAUUUCCUGUGCGAUCAGCGGUACAAACAGGCGGCCGCCACUAAUUACAAAUUGGAAGAUAUGGACUCGGUGGACGCAUUUUUCCACGCCAUGGCACAAACGGUCAAACAGUUAAAACCCAUCACUGUGGCAAAGAUCAAAAGAGCAGUGUCAAUCAUUGUGUCAAAUGCAGAAAUCGAAGAAAUGGAAACCGUCCCGUGCGGAAGGUUUCCUAUGACCGUUCCUAUCACAAAUGAAUCUAAAAAGUAGCAUGUUAAGCGCUAUGUUAUGUUUGUACAAAAAAUAAAAUUAUGUAUUACCUAUAUAGGUACUUUUAUACUAUAAGGAUUAGAUGUUAAAAAUGGUAUUUUAGUAUACAAUUUUCAAUGUUAAACUUAAUUAAGAAAAAAACAAUAAGAAAUACUUCUUAUAUUUGUGGAGAAUGCUGGACUGUGGAGUUCAUUUUGUUAUUUUGUUUUAAUAACAGUGAGAAUAAGAUGUACCUAUUCUGUAAUUCUAUAUUGCUUGAAUUAAUAUGUGCAAAAUUGCUUACAA
Molecule: messenger RNA, 2035 nt
Organism: Aphis gossypii (cotton aphid)
Lineage: Eukaryota; Metazoa; Arthropoda; Insecta; Hemiptera; Aphididae
Exons: 3
Coding region: 989-1750 (253 amino acids)
Biological process (GO): regulation of transcription by RNA polymerase II
Cellular component (GO): nucleus; transcription regulator complex
Source: RefSeq, a predicted model, not a curated record